AUGAAGCCCCUCCAGAGGCGUCAGGCCCAAAAAGCCGACCUUAGUGGGGACACCACGGCUGCCACCAUCAACCACUCGCUGACGCUGCUGCAGCGGCUGCAGGAGCUGCUGCAGAACGGGAACGGCAGUGACUCGGUGCUGCGGGUGCGCUCGGCCGCCUCCGACGAGGCCAAGGUGUUCCACACGCACCAGCUGCUGCUCAGCCUCCAGAGCGAGGUGUUCGAGAGCCUCCUGCGCAACCAGAGCGUCGUCACCCUGCACGAGCCGCCUGAGACCGCCGCGCUCUUCGACAAGUUCAUCAGGUACCUGUACUGCGGGGGGGUGUCCAUCCUGCUGCACCAGGCCAUCCCCCUGCACCAGCUGGCCAGCAAGUACCGGGUCUGGGGGCUGCAGCGCGGCGUGGCCGAGUACAUGAGGAGCCACCUGGCCAGCGAGUCGAGCCAGGGCCACGUGGUGGGCUGGUACCACUACGCCGUGCGCGUCGGGGACGCGGCGCUGCAGGAGAGCUGCCUCCAGUUCCUGGCCUGGAACCUGUCGGCGGUGCUGGGCAGCGCCGACCCCGACUUCGCCGGCGUCACCUUCCAGAAGACRGUGCUGGUGGGCGUGCGGCAGCAGGGCCGGGUGCUGGUGAAACACGCCUACAGCUUCCACCAGAGCUCGGACGAGGCACCCGACUUCCUGGCGCACGCCGACCUGCAGAAACGCACCUCCGAGUACCUCAUCGACAACUCCCUGCACCUCCACAUCAUCAUCAAACCCGUCUACCACGCCCUCAUCAAGGUGAAGAAGUAACGAGGGACAGACGGGCCCCACGGGGGCAAUGCUGGGUCCUCCUGCUCAUAGGUAGAUGGGGGUCCCCACAGUGGGGGACCCCAGGGCUGUGCUCUGUGCUGCCCCACCCUCCCUGAG
Messenger RNA from Manacus vitellinus (golden-collared manakin), 909 nucleotides. RefSeq names its product BTB domain containing 17 (gene BTBD17). The coding region runs from base 1 to 792 and encodes 263 amino acids. Gene Ontology annotation, molecular function: protein binding. The transcript is spliced from 4 exons. Lineage: Eukaryota; Metazoa; Chordata; Aves; Passeriformes; Pipridae. The record is from RefSeq and is a predicted model, not a curated record.